UGACAGAGUUUACUGUCGCCAUCAGGCUGCCACGUCUUCAAAUCUCUGCACGGCUUCUAAGACCCACAAGCCAAACCUCAGCCAAAAUGGAGGCCAUCAAAAAGAAGAUGCUCAUGCUAAAGUUAGACAAGGAGAAUGCACUGGACCAGGCUGAACAAGCUGAAGCUGACAAGAAAGCAGCCGAAGACAGAAGCAAGCAGCAUGAAGACGAACUUCUGCAAAUGCAAAAGAAGCUGAAGGGGACAGAAGACGAGCUUGAUAAGUAUUCGGAGGCCCUGAAGGAUGCUCAGGAAAAGCUUGAGGUGGCUGAUAAGAAGGCUGCUGAUGCUGAAGCAGAAGUGGCUUCCCUGAACAGACGUAUCCAGUUGGUGGAGGAGGAGUUGGAUCGAGCUCAGGAGAGACUAGCAACGGCUCUGCAGAAGUUGGAGGAGGCAGAGAAGGCCGCUGAUGAGAGCGAGAGAGGUAUGAAGGUGAUUGAGAACAGGGCUCAAAAAGAUGAAGAAAAGAUGGAGCUUCAGGAGAUUCAGCUGAAGGAGGCCAAACACAUCGCAGAGGAGGCUGACCGCAAGUAUGAGGAGGUGGCUCGUAAACUGGUGAUUGUAGAAGCAGAGCUGGAGCGAACCGAGGAGAGGGCAGAGCUUGCUGAAGCUAAAUGUGCUGAAUUGGAGGAGGAACUGAAGAACGUCACCAAUAACCUGAAAUCUCUGGAGGCCCAGGCUGAGAAGUACUCUCAAAAGGAAGACAAGUAUGAGGAAGAGAUCAAGAUAUUGACUGACAAGCUGAAAGAGGCUGAGACCCGGGCUGAGUUUGCUGAGAGAUCUGUGGCUAAGCUGGAGAAGACCAUUGAUGAUCUGGAAGAUGAGCUUUAUGCACAGAAGCUCAAGUACAAAGCCAUCAGCGAGGAACUGGACCACGCCCUGAAUGACAUGACAUCUAUCUAACCACCCUGAAGCUCCACCAUCCUGCAAAGUUCGGCCCUCCUGCCCCCCAGCACCGCCCACCAGCACCGUCUCAUUGACCUUUCCUCAUUACUCAACUUUUGAAUGGAAAAACUGUCUAUUUAUCUGCUGAUCUGGCUCCUCCUCACAGGGUUUCUUGUCUCUGUCAAACAAUCGUUGUUUAUUUAAUGUUUUUGGAUUCCUUUCAUGUAUUCAUUCUGUAUUAACUCUCUUCCCUAACAAGGUGAAACAAGUCGAGGAAAAGCUUGAGUUAAUGAA
This is a messenger RNA of Pungitius pungitius (ninespine stickleback), 1217 nucleotides long. RefSeq names its product tropomyosin 3 (gene tpm3). The record is from RefSeq and is a predicted model, not a curated record. Gene Ontology annotation, cellular component: actin filament. The transcript is spliced from 10 exons. NCBI's taxonomy places the organism in Eukaryota, Metazoa, Chordata, Actinopteri, Perciformes, Gasterosteidae. Bases 87 to 941 code for a protein of 284 amino acids. Gene Ontology annotation, biological process: muscle contraction; actin filament organization. Gene Ontology annotation, molecular function: actin filament binding.